GUCGGCCGCUUCCUGGGCUCGGCUGCCAGGACCGCUGCCAAGCGCGCCAUCCCCGCCCCGCCGCCGGCCCCCGGUGCGCCCGGCCUCCCGCGCCCCCCAGGAUGCUGUCCAACCUGAACGAGUGGCUGUGGCAGGAGCGGUUCUGGCUGCCGCCCAACAACUCCUGGGCACAACUGGAGGACCGCGACGGCCUGGUCUAUGCCCACCCGCGGGACCUGCUGGCCUCCCUGCCCCUGGCGCUGGCCCUGGUGGUCGUGCGCAUCGUCUUUGAGAGGUUCGUGGGCCUGCCCCUGAGCCGGUGGCUAGGGGUGCGGGAUCGGAGCAGGAGGCAGGUGAGGCCCAAUGCUGUGCUGGAGAAGCACUUCCUGGUGGAAGGACCGAGACCCGAGGAGUCCCAGCUGGCCCUCCUAGCCGCCCAGUGUGGCCUCACUCUACGGCAGACUCAACGCUGGUUCCGGGUGCGCCGGAACCAGGACCGGCCCUGCCUCACCCAGAAGUUCUGUGAGGCCAGCUGGAGGUUCGUCUUCUAUCUGUGCUCCUUCGUCGGGGGCGCCUGUGUCCUGUACCACGAGUCAUGGCUGUGGGCGCCAGUGAAUUGCUGGGACAAUUACCCUGAACAGGCCCUGAAGCCGGCCCUGUACUGGUGGUACCUCCUGGAGCUGAGCUUCUACAUCUCACUGGUGAUAACGCUGCCCUUCGACAUCAGGCGCAAGGAUUUCAAAGAGCAGGUGGUGCAUCACUUCGUGACCAUCCUCCUGAUCACCUUCUCCUAUAGCGCCAACCUGCUGCGCAUCGGCUCGCUGGUACUGCUGCUGCACGACGCCUCCGACUACCUGCUGGAGGCCUGCAAGAUGUUCAACUACACCCGCUUCCGGCUGGCGUGUGACACACUCUUCUUGGUCUUCUCCCUGGUCUUCUUCUACACGCGUCUCGUGCUCUUCCCCACCCAGAUCCUCUACACCACGUACUACGAGUCCAUCAUCAACAGGGGCCCCUUCUUCGGCUACUACUUCUUCAACGCGCUGCUGGGGCUGCUGCAGCUGCUGCACGUGUUCUGGUCCUGCCUCAUUCUGCGCAUGCUCUACAGCUUCACUCGGAAGGGCCAGAUGGAGAAGGACAUCCGCAGCGACGUGGAGGAGACGGACUCCAGCGAGGGCGAGCCGGACGCCGAACACCCGCCGCUCAAGAACGGCGCUGUUCGAGGGCCCAGGGCCGCCCCCGAGGACGCCGAGGGCCCACGGAGCCGGGCAGCCGGGCGCCUGGCCAACGGGCACACGCCGGCCACGUAACCCUCCGGGGACCGGCCCUGCCCUGUUGGAGGGUGGCUGGGCCGCGGCCCACGGGCCAGCUGCUGGGAGACAGGGAGGGCCGCGCCCAGGCUGGGCGCCAGGGCUGAUGAUCUGUCUCCGACCCCAGGGCUGCAGCCUUGGGGGGCUGCGGGGAGCCCUGGCGGAAAGGGGUCCAAUAAAAUUUGAACCUGAGCCGA
Lepus europaeus (European hare) is the source of this 1486-nucleotide messenger RNA. RefSeq names its product ceramide synthase 4 (gene CERS4). Gene Ontology annotation, molecular function: sphingosine N-acyltransferase activity; DNA binding. Lineage: Eukaryota; Metazoa; Chordata; Mammalia; Lagomorpha; Leporidae. Bases 102 to 1289 code for a protein of 395 amino acids. Gene Ontology annotation, biological process: ceramide biosynthetic process. The record is from RefSeq and is a predicted model, not a curated record. Gene Ontology annotation, cellular component: membrane. The transcript is spliced from 11 exons.